UUGUUGAAUGGAUCUGAUUUUUCUAUUACCUUUCAUUAAAUUCGUCAGACUCAAUAUUCGUGAAAAUGAGUCAUCAAACUGAUUGAACUUUAGUUCUGUUUAAGUCCAAUGAAUUAUUUUCAGUGAAUUUUGAGGAGAUAGUGAUUCGGGAAUAUGAAAAAAGAUCUGUAAUCAGGCGAAAUGCAGCGUGUGUUGAGCUUGCAAGCAGCUCGAAGUUUCGGCGAGUCAACCGAAUUUGUGACAAAACGCAUGUGUUUUUCGUUUUUGUUCUCUAUUGGAUUUUUGUGCCUCCUUUGUGGGUUUUUGAUUGGGAGGUUUGCGGCACAGAGGGCUGUUGAUAUCAGAGCUGAAAGGGAACAAAAAGCGGUGGCUGGCAAUGGCCUUGAGAGUGGUGAGCAACUGCAGCAGCGGAUUAUUCAAGAGCUUGAGACGAGAGGGUUCGAUGGACCUACAGACCUCACGAGGAGCAUGAGAAACACUGCCCUGAGGAACGUGGAAACUAUGUUUUCAGCUUUAGAUUUCUUUUCGAAAUUAGGGGUUACUGGCGGUUGUUUAACUGCAAAAGUUAAUGGAUCGCUUGAAACAGACCGAUACGUUGUUGUAACGACUGGAGGGGAAGAGAACAUUGACAUUGUUAUCGAAGUAGUCGAGGAAUUACAUAAAUCGACUUCUGAUAAUGACUGGAAGCCACGCAGGACUCUAAUGUUCCUUUUAUAUGAGAAUUCAUUGAAUGACUGUCUCCAACUCUUUUCUGAUUACGAAAAAUCAAAAAUUGUGGCUCUGUUAGCUAUUGAUAAGACUGCAAUUGAUGGAAAUGGCUACUUCGUUUCUUCUGGAUCUGACAUAGUCCAAACAACUGUUCUCAAAUCCUUCGAAAAUUACGCUGGACCGAAAACUUAUGAGAAUACGUACUUGCCUCGGUUGAAGCUCAACAUCCCCCACUCUGUCAUCACUUUCAUGGGCUCUACAAAUGAUACAAAGUCCGAGGGUUCCCCUGAGCAUCAACAGCAAAUUACUUUUCAUCGGAGAAAUCUUGCAAAAAUUUUAGCGUCAAGUCUGUGGAACCUCUCCCACAUGAAUAUAUUCCAAUGGAAUCCUCGAAUUGUCGAAGACACAAUGAAAAGAGUAUUUUCCAAUUUAACAACACCUGAUCUACGUCCAUACAUUCAACAAAUUAAAGGAAAAUUGACGUCAAUUACUGAGUACGGACGAAUUCUGAAUGAUGAAAUCGGACAAAUCAAUGGAGUAAAGUCUCUAGUAGUGCGAAUGACAAACGACUUGCUGAAAGACGUGGAAAGAGCUCUCCUGUGUCCUGACGACAACUUUCAAUCACAAACUGACAUUACAUUAAUUGCCAAAUCACAGAAAAAUCAAGAAAUUAUUCAGAUUCUUGGGAAAAUGCUCUCGUGUUUCGAUACAGUCAUUCAAAUAUUACAGGACAUGACUUAAAUCGGAGUUCAAUAAACCAAAUGUGAUAGAAUCACGUCAAUUA
Molecule: messenger RNA, 1492 nt
Organism: Diachasma alloeum
Lineage: Eukaryota; Metazoa; Arthropoda; Insecta; Hymenoptera; Braconidae
Exons: 7
Coding region: 181-1449 (422 amino acids)
Source: RefSeq, a predicted model, not a curated record